ACGGCGUGUGUUUUUGUGUCAAGAUUUUUUAUGCUCAAGUAAGUUCGGUUGCAACGUUGAACGAAGUAAGUUCUUGCUCGAAUUUCUUUUUGUUGAACAUCAAGUGUAGCCCACGCUGUGCUGUCUUUACGACGGACAUACUCUGGUCUUCAGUUUGUUUGGAAUUGGCUGGCGGAGAGAAGAUUGUGAGAGCCGGUGGCUCACCUAUUAGUUCAUUUCGUUUGUUCGUGGGCAUCGGAACGAUAAGUGAGCGCCACAAUGGCCUCAUUCUUUCAGAGAGUAUUAGAUUGGAUCAAGAGUUUGUUCUGGAAGGAGGAGAUGGAAUUGACCUUGGUUGGCCUCCAGAACUCUGGAAAAACUACCUUCGUCAAUGUCAUUGCAUCUGGUCAAUUCAACGAGGAUAUGAUUCCAACAGUUGGUUUCAACAUGAGGAAAGUAUCGAAAGGAAACGUUACAAUCAAGCUUUGGGACAUUGGUGGCCAGCCGCGUUUCCGCAGCAUGUGGGAGAGAUACUGCCGUGGUGUUAACUGUAUAGUAUACAUGGUCGACUCGGCGGAUCAGGAGAAGCUCGAUGCAUCUCGGAAUGAGCUCCACAACCUGUUGGAGAAGCCCCAACUGCAGGGAAUUCCGAUUCUUGUACUUGGCAAUAAGAAGGACUUGCCAAAUGCUCUGGACGAGAAGGAUCUCAUUGCACGACUAAACCUUCAAGCAGUCCAGGAUCGCGAAAUCUGCUGCUACUCCAUCUCCUGCAAAGAGCGACAUAACAUUGACAUUACACUACAGUGGUUGAUUCAGCAUUCGAAGAAGAGCGGAUAAGUAUUGGCCAUUGCUCUCCGCUGGGCCUUUUUCACGCUUCUGUUCUACCCAUUGCUUGUUUCCUAGAUAUAGUGCUGCUGAUUAUCCUGCUCCAAUGAUCAGUUGACUCCGUUGGCUUAGAUGUACAUGUGAGUGAGAGAGAGAGAUAAAGAGCCCUGCUCUACCGUAGCCCUGUCGUCUUGUCCUCCUGUAGUGCUGUGGAGGGCAUUAGCUUCGAUGUGACCAAGUCUCUUUAGUCAUCAGUCUGCCUGGGUGCCUGUCCCCUCGGACCACGAGGCCACUUUGAACCCAUCAGUCAUAGUGUUGGUGUCGUGUACCAUUCGCUGUAUCCGUAUCCCGAAGAUUGACCGAAACGGAACAAUGGAAUUGCUUUGAUUUUUGUAUUUCGCCAUGCACUCGUCCUACCCUACUGAGUUCCUCUUCCCUAGUUUGCUGCCAAUGCUGCCGGGGUACGAAUCACUUACUACUCUGGUAGACGUUCGACCUUUGUCUAUGCGCAUCCUUAUUUUUCCCCUCUGCCUGUUUGCAUACAAUUGAAAUAUUUUUUUUUAAGACCUAUUGCCAAAGUCCUGUAUCUGUACGUGUACAUGUUCGCUGCACUUAUCCAAAUUCUAAAAUUGCCUGGUGAUUGUCACCUGUUCCGGUGUUACAGUGCUGGAUGCUGAUGAUUACUUUUUUCCCUGCUCUUGGUGUUGGUCAUGGCUGUGUGUGCGGGUGUGUAUGUUUUUGCGUCCAUUACGCCUUGUAAAUCUAUAUGCACAUUCUGGGCUCUCUUCAUUUUUCUGAAUAUUUCGAUGAAGCAUGGUAAAUUGUCCAGAGGUAAAAAGAGUGUAUUGGCUUCUUGAUAACAUGA
Messenger RNA from Sycon ciliatum, 1669 nucleotides. RefSeq names its product ADP-ribosylation factor-like protein 8B-A. Gene Ontology annotation, biological process: anterograde axonal transport; protein transport. Gene Ontology annotation, molecular function: GTP binding; GTPase activity. The transcript is spliced from 6 exons. The coding region runs from base 259 to 816 and encodes 185 amino acids. The record is from RefSeq and is a predicted model, not a curated record. Gene Ontology annotation, cellular component: lysosomal membrane. Lineage: Eukaryota; Metazoa; Porifera; Calcarea; Leucosolenida; Sycettidae.